GUGACUACAGUUAACGUCGAACAAAAGUUUUAGAUAACUAGCUUUCUCAAUGGUUUAGCUAGGUAACGUCACUACUGCUAUACCUUAUGCCGCGUUCUUGUCCUAGUCGGAGCUAGGAAACUCGGACAUUUCCGACUUGAUAAUUGGUUGAACGAGGCACGUGUAAUUUAAACCAGGUUGCAAGUCUAAUUUCCGAGUCUCCUAUUUCCGACUAGGACGUGAACGCGGCAUUAGCUCCCGAAAACUAGGGAGAAGGCGGAAUGCCGCCUAGUUGUCAGGCAUUAGCUUCGCCCACUACUACAUGUGAACAAUCCCGAAGCGCUGUUAUAACGUUUAGAAACGUCAAUAAUCGCUUGCAAUAUGGCUUUCGAAAAAUGUAAUGUAUCUUUCAUCAGCGAGAAAAAAAUCCUUCAAAUAAAACAUUUACAUACUGUAGCAGUUUUGCAUAGAGCCAUACAGCUGGAACGAAACUACACCAACGAAACUACACUCCCCGAGUUACGCUUACACAGGUGUUCGGAGCAUGCUAGAUAGCUUAUUAUCACAGGUGGUAGCUUUUUGUCUCACGUAAACAAGCGCUGUAACAUGGAGAUAUGGCCCUGUGGGAGCAUGAACCAAGCCCAAUCAAGCUUUGCACCAUAAUGAAUCUGGUGAUGGGGGAGGCUAUUCGUAAAAUCUGCCAACUAUUCCUCGUGGCCUCCUCACGUCUACAAAAUGAAAAUGGGAAACUGAAGACCAAGAUGGAGCAGAUGGAGGAAGAUAUGAAGACAAUAACUGAGACGGCUGAACAUUAUAGAAUGUCUCUAGCUAAAGUGCAGGCACAAGCAGAACCGAAAGGACCUACCCAUGUUCUGCACAAUGGAAUCAUCUUUGCAAUUAAACCACUUGAUCUCCCAGUGUUGCCUGGAAUGACAGCGGGUUCAGCAUUGCCAGGGAAUGUCAGUCAAGCAAACCCUGUGUCUAACGCAACAUCAGUCCGUGCAGGUCCUGCAAUGGUUUGCAGUAAACCCACAGAAACUUCUUCGUUGGAGUGUGACUCCUCUCUGGGAGACACAGAUGGACUGAAUACAGACCCCUCACCAAGAGACACUGAAUCCAACGUUGAGCAUAUGAGAGCUGCUCUGCCAGAGGGCAACGGGAGAGACGGCCAUGAAAGCCAGAAAAACAGCAAUACUAAAGGGACACGAUCCAAAGAAACCAAACGCUUCAAGUGUGAUGUUUGUGAGAAGACCUUCAGCAAGAAAGAGUUGUUGAGAGUUCACAAGUUAACGCACACAAGACCCUUCAAGUGCGAUGUGUGUCAGAAGACCUUCACCAGGAAGGGGUUACUGGAAGCUCACAAGCUAAGUCACACAAGACCCUUCAAGUGUGAUGUUUGUGACAAGGUCUUCAACCUGAACCGCUUGCUUGUACGUCACAUGCUACUUCACACAGGAGAGAGGCCAUUCGCUUGUGGUCAAUGUGGCAAAACAUUCAGAAUGUCCAAGCAGCUUGAACAUCACAUGUUGCGUCACAGAGAAAAAACAUUCAGUUGCAAAGUUUGCGAAAGUAUAUUCCCUACCAAGAAAGAUCUGACACAACAUCGGCUUGUUCAUGCCUUGGAGAGACCGUUCAAGUGCCUGACUUGUGGAAAAGGUUUCACAUCAAGGGCCGUGCUUAUGGGGCACGAGAGAAUCCACACCGGUGAAAAACCACACAGCUGCGCUGAAUGUGGGAAGAGUUACAGACUGUCUUAUGACCUAAGUAUUCAUAUGCGACGACAUACAGGCGAACGUCCACACUUAUGCUUGGAGUGUGGUAAGAGCUUUAUAACUAAAUCCAGCCUUGAAAACCACAAGGUAAUCCAUACAGGGGAGAAGCCAUUUACAUGUGAGACCUGUGGAGCUGCUUUCGGCCAUAAAGCAAACCUUCAGAGACACCAAGUGCUUCACACAGGGGAGAGACCGUACAAAUGUAAAGUGUGUGGGAAAAGCUACCUUCAGUCCACCGACCUAAAAGCUCACAUGCACCAUCAUGGGGCAACCAAACCAUUUAUGUGUGACCUAUGUGGAAAGACUUUCAUUUACAAUUACCAAAUGAGACAGCACAAUAUAAAAUGGCACACAGCUGAAGGAGAGAACAUUCCUGGGGGAGUGGGAACCUCGACAAAGCCAUUCAGUUGUGAUGUAUGUUUGAAUGGCUUCAGCUCCAUGCUAACUCUGAAAAACCAUCAACAAGUUCACACAGGACAAAAUCAAUACUCUUGUUCUGUUUGCGGAAAGACCUUUGCCUAUAAAAAUACUUUGGACUAUCACAUGAAACUUCACAGUGGAGAGAAGCCCCAUGAAUGUAAAUACUGUGGAAGAAAAUUCAUUCUUAAGCAAGCUCUCAAAGGACAUGAGCGAACCCAUACAGGUGAAAAGCCCUUCAAAUGCAGUUAUUGUGACAAGACUUUCUCAGUCAACAGCAAUCUCAAAAGGCAUGAGCGAGUCCACACGGGAGAGAAGCCAUUCAAAUGUGACGUCUGCGGGAGAGGUUUCAGCCAAGCCAACAAUGUCAAAGCCCACAUGCAGGUCCACACUGGAGUUAGGCCUUAUUAUUGCAAGAGGUGUGGAAAGGGCUUUUCUGACAUAAGACACUACAAAAACCAUAGCUGUAAUGGUGUGGCAGCGACACGCAAUCAGUCUCGUAAACCUUCUGACCGUACUUUCAGAAGAAGGAAAGGAGGUAGAGACAGGAGUGCUUGCCUUAAUGCUGCUGUGAUGUAGACUCAGUGAUAUAAUCUCUAUCAUUCACAGUGGGGCAACUUCCUGCUUUCAGACAUCAGGAACAACAUGGAUGUAUUCAGCAGGGUGAAAAGUUCUCGGGUGAGUUUCCCGAAAGCCUCGUAGGAAAUGAGAUGCAUAUCUGCCGUAAUGCUUGGAGAUUUUGCUAUAAGUCUUAGUCAAUGUUUAUGAGCCCACAUUAUCAUGGAGACGUUGUAUAUUUCUGACUGUGCUCAAUCAUUUACCAUGUGUUAUUUUUUUCCUAUUGUAUAAAUCCUUAAACACCUAAUUCAUGUGAAAAUAUCAGAACUACACAUUUAAUACUUUGUACGUCAGCUACAUAGGACUGCUAGAUUAGUUAUUCGGGUGAUUGUCCUGAUUGGGCAAGAAUUUUGAAAGAAUUCUUGUUUUUAAAGGUCCAAUUCGGCUGUUUUUAUAUCAAUAUCAUAUAAUUUCUUGGUAACAAUUGAAGUACCUCAUUUUGCUUGUUUUCAAUUAAAAUGGUCAAAAAUAUUUAUUUUAAAAUAGCUUUUUAGCAAUGAGCAAUUUCUCAAGCAAGAAUUUUGCUUGGGCUGUCGGAGUGGGGAGAGAAACUGUUGUUAUUGGCAGAGGUUUGGAACUCUUCCUUAUUGGUCUAUUAACUCAUUUAUCAUCAGGCCGCCAGAAACUCCA
Molecule: messenger RNA, 3416 nt
Organism: Salvelinus sp. IW2-2015
Lineage: Eukaryota; Metazoa; Chordata; Actinopteri; Salmoniformes; Salmonidae
Product: zinc finger protein 665
Biological process (GO): regulation of transcription by RNA polymerase II
Cellular component (GO): nucleus; nucleoplasm
Molecular function (GO): RNA polymerase II cis-regulatory region sequence-specific DNA binding; DNA-binding transcription repressor activity, RNA polymerase II-specific
Source: RefSeq, a predicted model, not a curated record